GCGGGGCGGAAAAGCCUGUUUACACAGACUGCACACCGCCUGGGGAAUAAUGCAGUAAAGGAAGUGAGCCGGCUCGGCCUGACUGCUCCAACUUCCUGCUCUCACACACACCAGAGGGGAAAAAAAAAAGAGGAGCGAGAGAAAGAAAAAAAAGGGGGGGAGAAAAUCAGGAUCUCAUUACAAGAGCAACAGACCGUCUGCAGACGCCUGUCAGCAUGGAAAGUCGGGGGCUUUCGCCCGGUUCCUCCUAGAAAUUCCCCCGAAGAAGGAUCUUGAAAGCUCCCCCACAUCUGGGUAUGGAGAGUGCAAUCACGCUGUGGCAGUUCCUGUUGCAGUUGCUGCUGGACCAGAAACAUGAGCAUCUGAUCUGCUGGACCUCCAACGAUGGCGAAUUCAAGCUCCUCAAAGCAGAAGAAGUGGCCAAACUGUGGGGACUCCGAAAAAACAAAACGAACAUGAACUACGAUAAGCUGAGCAGAGCCCUGCGAUACUAUUAUGAUAAGAACAUCAUCAAGAAGGUGAUUGGGCAGAAGUUUGUGUACAAGUUCGUCUCCUUCCCGGAGAUACUGAAAAUGGACCCUCACGCCGUGGAGAUCAGCCGGGAGAGCCUUUUGCUGCAGGACAGGGACUGCAAGGCGCCUCCCGAGGGCCACGAGGCGCACAGACACGGCUUGUCGGCGCUCAAAAGCACAAGCCGCAACGAAUACAUCCACUCAGGCCUGUACUCGUCCUUCACCAUUAACUCCCUGCAGAACCCACCCGAACCCUUCAAGGCCAUCAAGACGGAGAAGCUGGAGGAGCCGCCGGAAGACAGCCCUCCUGUGGAAGAAGUCAGGACUGUCAUCAGGUUUGUGACCAAUAAAACCGACAAGCACAUCAGCCGGCCCGUGGUGUCCCUGCCCUCCACAUCGGAGGCCUUUCUGGCCUCCUCCGUCUCAGCCAAGAUCUCCUCUUUAAUGUUGCCAAAUGCCGCCAGCAUUUCGUCCACCUCGCCCUCCUCGUCUCGGUCCCCGUCCCUGUCCCCCAACUCGCCCCUCCCUUCUGAACACAGAAGCCUCUUCCUGGAGGCCGCCUGCCAUGACUCGGAUUCCCUAGAGCCCUUGAACCUGUCCUCGGGCUCCAAGACCAGGUCUCCAUCUCUUCCCCCCAAGGCCAAAAAACCCAAAGGCUUGGAAAUCUCCGCACCUCCACUGGUGCUCUCGGGCACCGAUAUUGGCUCCAUCGCCCUCAACAGCCCGGCCCUGCCCUCAGGAUCCCUCACCCCAGCCUUCUUCACUGCACAGACACCAAAUGGACUGCUUCUGACCCCGAGCCCACUGCUCUCCAGCAUCCACUUCUGGAGCAGCCUUAGUCCAGUUGCUCCACUGAGCCCUGCCCGGCUGCAAGGGCCCAACACGCUGUUCCAGUUCCCAACACUGCUUAAUGGCCACAUGCCAGUGCCAAUCCCCAGUCUGGACAGAGCUGCUUCUCCAGUACUAAGCCUUUCUUCGAACUCUCAGAAGUCCUGAUGACAUCUGGCUACAAUUAAAGACUCAUUAACUGAUGAAGCGAAUUUGUCCCCAUGGGCUAGUUUACCUGUGUCAUGAGAAGGACUUUGUGAAACCCUCUGUUAAUUUGGUUUGCACUUUUCAUAACAUGGAUGGUCUAGAUAUAUGUUAGCAUUUUUAAAACUUUUUUUUUUUAUAUUCAAGUAUAUAUGAAAAUCUGUUUUGCAUUAAGUGAAUUUUAAUGUUUUUGUUUUUAUAUCCUCUUAGUCUUAAGUGUUGAACACUGUUGACAGUGAAGAACUUUUCUUAAUGGUUUUCAGUGUAACUAAUAAGGAUGUGAAGCUUUUUUCUCUUUAAUUCUGCAUAUGCUGAACUGUGCUUAUAUACACUAUAACCAGCUGUGCCUUCCUUUGCAUUUAGUUUUAUGUAACUGAUUUAUAUAUUUUUUAGUAUUAAGAGAAAAUGUUUGAAAGACGAAAAUUAGUAUCAAACAGCUCUCUAGUAGAAUUUCAUUAUUUUUCACAAGUAGGCAAUAUGAAAGCAUAUUCAUAUUUCUUUUUUGCUUUCAGUUAUAAUAAUUGCCUUAGAACCUCUUUUGAACUGAAAUUCAAUAAAUGUAAUAUCCAAAUAAUGUUUUUAUAAGAAGAAACGAAGCCAUAUUUAGACAAUAAACAU
Molossus molossus (Pallas's mastiff bat) is the source of this 2162-nucleotide messenger RNA. It is a transcript of the gene ELK3, whose product is annotated as ETS transcription factor ELK3. The transcript is spliced from 5 exons. Lineage: Eukaryota; Metazoa; Chordata; Mammalia; Chiroptera; Molossidae. Gene Ontology annotation, molecular function: DNA-binding transcription factor activity, RNA polymerase II-specific; sequence-specific DNA binding. Bases 297 to 1508 code for a protein of 403 amino acids. Gene Ontology annotation, biological process: cell differentiation; regulation of transcription by RNA polymerase II. Gene Ontology annotation, cellular component: nucleus. The record is from RefSeq and is a predicted model, not a curated record.